Messenger RNA from Scomber scombrus (Atlantic mackerel), 1498 nucleotides. Its product is annotated as deoxyribonuclease gamma-like. The transcript has 10 exons. Gene Ontology annotation, molecular function: DNA nuclease activity. Gene Ontology annotation, biological process: DNA catabolic process. Gene Ontology annotation, cellular component: nucleus. The record is from RefSeq and is a predicted model, not a curated record. Lineage: Eukaryota; Metazoa; Chordata; Actinopteri; Scombriformes; Scombridae. Bases 32 to 979 code for a protein of 315 amino acids.
CAGACCCUCUGCUCACCUGAACAGUCCAAUCAUGAGGCGGCGCUCUCCUCUUCUUCCUCUCUCUCUCAUCUUCUUCUUCUUCGUCUCGCUCGGAGCAGCGACGGAUUCAGAGUUCAGGAUCUGUGCGUACAACGUUCAGAAGUUCGACAGCGGGAAAGCUGCAGACUACAGAGUGAUGCACACUUUGAUGAAGAUCGUGGCUCGUUGUGAUAUCUGUCUCCUGCAGGAUGUGAGAGAUCCGAGCGGUUCAGCCAUCAAAACUCUGGUGUCUUCUCUCGACAGGGGAACUGACAGGUACGAGGACGAUAACUUCAAGGCGGUGUCCAGUAAGAGUUUGGGAACCUCUGACGCUGACCUGCAGAAAUACGUCUUCAUCUACAGGACCAAGAAGGUGAGCGUGGUGGAUCAGUAUCAGUACCAGAACAAAGACUUUUUCGUCAGAGGGCCGUUUGUGGUUCGAUUCAAAAGCAAAAAAACUGCGAUCAAAGACUUCAUUCUGGUUCCUCUGCACAGUGAACCCAGCAGAGCCGCGCAGGAGAUCGACCGACUAGUCGACGUCUUCGAGGACGUCAGCAAGAAGUGGAACAACACGAAUGUGAUGUUUUUAGGAGACUUCCACGCCGGCUGCGCCUACGUGACCCGACACAGUAAGAAAAGCAUCAGACUGUUCAGCGGUUCAAAGUUUUCCUGGCUGAUCGGAGACAGACUGGACACCACGGUCUCUGAUGAGACCAGCUGUGCAUAUGACAGGAUCGUGGUACAUGGAAAGUCCUUCGUGAAGGCGAUCGUUCCGUACUCUGCAAAAGUCUUCAACGUUGCCAAAGAGUUCAAAAUAACGAGGUCUAAGGUGUUGCAGGUGAGCGAUCACUUACCUGUGGAGGUGAGACUGAAGAGCUCCGCCCCUUUCCUCCAGGCCACGCCCCUCCUGAUCCUGCUCAGCGUCUCUGUGAUCGUCUCGUCCUUCCUGUCCGCUCUGUGAUCGUCUGGUUCAGUCUGACUCUCACGGCUCCUCUGAUUGGUUCAUUUAAUAGUUUAUAUGAGAUGGAAUUAAAGGAGCAAUUCCACUUUUUCCCCCGAAUAUAACAAACAUUUAAUAAACUGUGAAACAUGGAGGAGAAGCACACAAUGAUUUAAAUCUCCAUCAUUCACAAGAUGCCAAAUACAAGAAUUUAAAGACUUUCUGGUUUAUUACUGUUUAUUUUUGCAGGUUUAUAAGUGAUAAUAAUAAUUUUAUAUUUCAAGUUCUUACCAAAGACAAAGCAGCAUCUUCUACAGGCUGUAAGCUCAGGUAAAGUAAAUGCACCUUGAUUUAUUAUUUACUUUCUUUUUAGGUCAAACUGACCGUAAACACUCAGGAGUUCAUCUCAAGCUGAUGAUGAUGUUGUGAGGACUCUUUAUAAAAUAAAAGUGUUUUAAACAUCAGGAACAAGCCGUCUGUCUGCUGGAGGUUAUGAAUGUAAAUACUCCAGAUUCAGUUUUAAUAACAUUUAUAACUUUU